Melozone crissalis (California towhee) is the source of this 409-nucleotide messenger RNA. RefSeq names its product cytochrome c oxidase subunit 8A, mitochondrial-like. Gene Ontology annotation, cellular component: mitochondrion. The transcript has 2 exons. Lineage: Eukaryota; Metazoa; Chordata; Aves; Passeriformes; Passerellidae. Bases 29 to 409 code for a protein of 126 amino acids. Gene Ontology annotation, biological process: mitochondrial electron transport, cytochrome c to oxygen. The record is from RefSeq and is a predicted model, not a curated record.
GCCACAGAGCAGCGCCAUUGCCGCCGCCAUGAUGCCGCUGCUCGCCCUCAGCGCCCGCUCCCUCCUGCGCUCCGCGGCCCGGCCGGGCCCGGCCCCGCGCUGGAUCCGCUCGGGGCCCGCGCAGAGCCCCGUGAGCACCGGGGACACCGUGCUGGGCUUCGCCGCCGUGUUCGCCUCGGUGUUCCUGCCCGCCGCCUGGGUGCUCGGCCACAUCCAGGACUACAAGAAACGGACGAGGACGAGGAGGCGUGAACCGGGCCCGCCGCACCGGGACCAGCCCCACCACCGGGACCCCCCAACCCCACCGAGCACCGGGACCAGCGCCGGGACCACCGGGAGGCGCCGCCCCCGCCAUGGGACCCCCCCCGACCCCUCCCCCGCCUCAAUAAAGGCCGCGGAUUCCGCCUGA